Periophthalmus magnuspinnatus is the source of this 5888-nucleotide messenger RNA. It is a transcript of the gene gabra1, whose product is annotated as gamma-aminobutyric acid type A receptor subunit alpha1. The record is from RefSeq and is a predicted model, not a curated record. NCBI's taxonomy places the organism in Eukaryota, Metazoa, Chordata, Actinopteri, Gobiiformes, Gobiidae. Gene Ontology annotation, molecular function: GABA-A receptor activity; inhibitory extracellular ligand-gated monoatomic ion channel activity; GABA-gated chloride ion channel activity. Gene Ontology annotation, biological process: synaptic transmission, GABAergic; regulation of postsynaptic membrane potential; nervous system process. Bases 360 to 1853 code for a protein of 497 amino acids. The transcript is spliced from 10 exons. Gene Ontology annotation, cellular component: postsynapse; dendrite membrane; neuron projection.
GAACACGUCUCCAAAAAGGCGUCCUUAACAAAUCAACAGCUGGGGCGCACACUGGAAAUCACCGCCUUUUGCUGUUGGUUUAUCGCAGUCCUCGCCGAUAAAAACGUCAUCUAAACCGGGUCUGAACUUGCUCAAAUAUCUAUCCGUUUGCUCUUCCUGCGUGCUUCUCUUCCCUUGCCUCCUUGCAGAUGUACGCGUCUCCUCCUCGCAUCUCUCGCCUCUCGUUCGUUCGCUCUCGUCUCUCUCUCGAGAGCGCGGUCCUCUCAGUGCGUGCACGCUGUAAUAAGCAGCAGUAGCAGCACACACAAGAUUUUGGGGGGUGCUGUAAACAGAGGCACACGGCUUGGCGGCUUGUCUCCAUGCGAAACGUGGAGGGCUUUCCAAAGCACCGACGAGGCGCGAGUGGAGAUUUUAUUUUAUUCGUUUUGGUUUCUACGAGGACUCUUGCAGCGGCACUGAAAAGUCCUCAUAUCGCCGAGAUGUGUGGACGGAGCAGGCCGGCCUUAUUGUGUCUCUGGGCUUUCUUGCUCGGCAUCGACGUUGCGCUGGGCGGGAAAAGCCCGGGGCAGAAUGGCAUGACAGAUGAACAGAAAGAUGACACUAAGGUCUUCACCAAGAUCUUGGACAGCCUUCUGGACGGCUACGACAACCGCCUCCGGCCCGGACUCGGAGAGCGUGUAACUGAAGUCAAGACUGACAUUUUCGUGACCAGUAUCGGCCCUGUUUCGGACCACGACAUGGAGUACACCAUUGACGUGUUCUUCAGACAGAGCUGGAAGGACGAGCGGCUAAAGUUCAAAGGUCCCAUGGCUGUUCUUCGUCUCAAUAACCUGAUGGCGAGUAAGAUCUGGACCCCGGACACGUUUUUCCACAACGGCAAGAAGUCUGUGGCUCACAACAUGACCAUGCCCAACAAGCUGCUGCGCAUCACGGAGGAGGGCACUCUGCUGUACACUAUGAGGUUGACAGUCCGAGCUGAAUGCCCCAUGCAUUUGGAGGACUUCCCAAUGGACGCCCACGCCUGCCCGCUCAAGUUUGGCAGCUAUGCGUACACUCGCGCCGAGGUGGUCUACGUGUGGACCAGGGGAGCGGCCCAGUCUGUGGUGGUGGCGGAAGAUGGAUCCAGAUUGAACCAGUACGAUCUCAUGGGCCAGAGCGUGGACUCCGGCGUGGUCCAGUCCAGCACAGGAGAGUACGUGGUGAUGACGACCCACUUCCACCUGAAGAGGAAAAUUGGCUACUUUGUGAUCCAGACGUACCUGCCCUGCAUCAUGACCGUGAUCCUGUCCCAAGUGUCGUUUUGGCUCAACAGAGAGUCCGUGCCUGCCAGGACUGUGUUCGGAGUAACUACAGUGCUGACCAUGACCACCCUGAGUAUAAGCGCCAGGAACUCCCUCCCUAAAGUGGCCUACGCUACAGCUAUGGACUGGUUCAUCGCCGUUUGCUACGCCUUCGUGUUUUCGGCCCUCAUCGAGUUCGCCACAGUCAACUACUUCACCAAGAGGGGCUACGCGUGGGACGGGAAGAGUGUGGUGCCAGAGAAGCAAAAGAAGAAGAAGGAGUCGAUGCUGAAGAAGAACAACACCACAGCCUACCCCGCCGCGACUGCUACCACCUUCGCCCCAAACAUUGCAAGGGACCCUGGAUUGGCCACCAUUGCCAAAAGCGCCCCUCCCCCUCCCACUGAACCCAAGGAGGAGCCGAAGCCCAAACCACCCGAGGCCAAGAAAACCUUUAACAGUGUGAGCAAGAUCGACAGGAUCGCCAGAAUAGCCUUCCCGCUGCUCUUUGGAACUUUUAACUUGGUCUACUGGGCGACCUACUUGAAUAAGAAGCCUAAACUGCAGGUGUAAAUAAUCCACUAACCCCCAUUUCGUUUUGUUGUUUUGAAAAUCCGCUCAUUUUCUAUACAAUUCUUCAAAGAAACAAAAAUAUUAAAUGGCGUCCAUGCUGGUUUGGACUUUCCAUAUUUGCCGUUUUCUGUUGAUCUAAAAAUUUGAAGAUUUUGAAGAAAAAAUACGUGCUUUUGAAAAUGGGUGUUGUUUAGGGGACUGGCCAACGCUUCUUCUUCUGAAAAUACUAUUAUAAAUACUUAGCCAAGAGAAUGCUAACUGCACAUAGCCCGCGUCAUUACAGGGCUUCUUCUACUUCAUUUAUUUAUUAUUCAAUUGACAUGGUAAAAAGGAACUUGUGUAUAGGCAUGGACAGGGCAUUGUUUUUAUUAUUUGUUUUGAAAUUAUUUAUUCAAUUGUAAAACACUUGAGUGAUGGCGGGAUUUAUUUAACAUGAAACGCUACGUACGCUCAGUUUUUGUCGCUGUAUCUUCCAUUUUUUCUCUUUUACGAGAUUCUGUUAUUCCAUCUUAGGGUUUCUGCAAUAGCAAUAAACAUAUCUCAACGGACAUGCCAAUUUAUUUAAAAAGAACUACCAAACCAUCCCAUAUCUUCUGUGGUCACCAUGGGAUCUACGUUACCUUUGCGGCAUUGUAAAUAUUCUUAAAAACAUUAUAGAGAUGUCAAUACUAUGUUGAAGCUUUGCAAAGUGUAACUUACUGAGAGGUAAUCGAAGAGGAAAGUUUUCAUUUAUUUUUGUUUAUAUAUUUACAGAACUUUCUAUGAACAAAAAAAAAAAAAUACAACUAUAGUAUUACUGGUCUAAAAUCACGCUUAAGUGACUGUUUCUCUCCGAGUUAGCAUCCAUCGAAGCUGCUUUCAAGUAAAAAAAGAAAAGAUAUUACUCAAAAACAUCUUUACCUGUGUUUUGUGUACACACGACAGCAACACUGAUCUAACACUGGGUUUGGCUAGCAACUGUAAGAAUGUAAAAUAUAUAUAUACAGUCUUGAAUUCUGGAGUGCAUUUUAUAUAAAAAAAAACUCACAUUUCGUUUCGUUUUUUUUGGCUUGUACAACCGAAUUUGUAAAUGGUGUCGCCUAACUUCGCCAAAAAAACACCACUUCUUGUACAAACGGCUUGAAAAAGGAUUGGGCACGUAACGGUUCGAAGUGCCUUAUCCGUUUUCAAUGCUUAACCUGUAACGUUUUCGUUGAUGGACGGUGAUUUUACGUUUUCGUUUCGUUUUUUUGUUUUUUUUUCCGUUGUCCCGUUUAUUAUUCCAUCAUUUCCUGUUACUACUUUACCUUAAAAUUAUCAAGACAUACAACUCAGAAAGUACCAGCUACACUGCCUUCAAUAUCACAUGCCCAUUUGGACUUAGCUGUUGCCGAUUCUGUGCGACAUUUUAUUCGAAACAGCAGGACCAGGAGAUGCGAGCAGAUCGGGGAAAUCCAAACACGCUUAAACGACGACGAUGACGGAGGAGGAGUACGGUUAAAAUGGCAGGGUAGUCUUUACAGCCGUUGCUAGGUUUCGCACAGGCAGAGACUUGUAGAUCUACGAUAGCGAUGAAGAAGAAUAUAUAUUUUUGUAGCAUGAUGUCAAUCCCUCUUCCGAGAAAAACCAACAGAAACUCACAAAUGUGAAACGAAUGCGAAUGCUGUUUGUUUUUGUUUUUUUCUGAGUUCGAUUUUUGUCUUGGAAAACAUUGCUUGCGCUAUAUUCUUUCCAGCUUGGGAGAGCACUCGUUUUUUGGGGGGUUGGGUGUUUCACAGACCAUUAUAGAUUAUGUUAAUGUAGCAAUAUUAAUUAGCAAGGGCUUAUCUUAGGACCUGACAGUGUGGGAUGGUAAAUAUUGUAGCUUUACAUUGACCCCUCUUAAUUUGUGGCGUCAUUUUACGGUUUAAAAAAACAUUAACGUGGAAAAAAAAGAGGGAUUUUACUCAGUAUUUGCUAUUUCUCUAUUUCUUUGUGUGUCCAUUUUGAAUUUGAAUCACUGUAACUAUGUGCAAUCGUAGCGCAACGUUGCAUUAUGAAUUGUGUACAAAACAUAUUUCACAGAACGCUAAACUUGAUCAAAAGACGCGGCCGGUGCCCAUAGACGUCGGUCGGUGCGUGUGCGUUCGCGUGCCGGCGGUGAACGGGUCACGACAUCGCCGCCGGGGGGGCUGCUGUUAUCAUUUGAAUCAUCUUUACGGAAAAACUCGCUCCCCUUUGACACGAAAUGGCACCAGUCCUUUGUGAGCAGCCACUUAAAACUACAAAAAGAAAAAAAAAACUAAAAAAAACGAGGGUCAUGAAACGGCGAGGGUCAGGAACGAAGACUUGUAUAGAGAUGUGAAACUAUUGUAUGUAUAUGUUUAUUAUCAUGGAGAAAAUAUAUAUCUAUACAUAUGUAAAUUACCUAAUGCAUACAGUAUGAUUCUAUUAUUGAAGACGUUAGCGAAGACGAUGAUGAAUAUUCUUUAUAUAGUUAUUAUUAUCAGACUAUUGUUAUGCAUUUUGCACAUUUAGACGAUAACAUUUGCAUUAGUCAGCUUUGUGCUAUGCAAGGUCAGCUUCACCGACUCCACCACCGACUUUCAACCCAUAAAACAUUGAGUUGCAGAUGAUUAAAAUAUAUAUAUAUAAAAAAAAAAGCUAGCUUCCAUUUCCGCCGCGCCGACACGAGCUCUCAUCGGUGUGUUUGGUUGUUUCAUUUCUGUAUUGGUUUAAGUGACGGCUAAACAGGGUGAAAUUCUGCGAAAGAACGACGGAAGAGGAAACGGCUUUCGGUGUCGAUCGCACUUUUUGACACGCAAUAAAACGAGUGAUCAAACACAAAAAACAACACGACAGAGGGAAAGGAAAGAAAGACGAGCGCAAAGAUAAACGUUGGAUUUAUUUGUGAUCGCGGAAAAAGCAGAGACGUGUGCAAAUGUUGGUUUUGCAAAAUUGAUGGGUUGUUUUUAUUUGCCCCAGACGUCGAUCAUGUUUAACAUAUUGAAGGGAAUGAGUUUGACUUUGGAACGAGGGUCUUGCUUUGUCCAAAACGAGUCGAAGGUGAGACACUACAGGUGAUAUUUAUUUGUUUAUUUAUUCGCUUACGUAUUUAUUUGAUUAUUUAUGUGUUAAUUUAUUUAAAAUGUUGGGAUAAAACACAAAAAAUUGCAUUGAUAUUUAUAUUUUUUUGGAAUUUACAGGGGUUUUUUUGACAUUUUCAAAUCUAAAAACCGAUUUCUCUCGUCUUGUAGUGUCUCACCUGUUAUUUAUUUACUGUGUACACACAAUGAUCCAGAAGAGAAUGUGAAAUUCGAGGCAUAGUGCAAUCAUGAGCUUCCAGCCUCCCCCCGCUGCCAUCACACAUGUAAAUACCUCCAUCUUCACCGACCAUUCGCUUUUACUUUGUCUUGUUGGAAUUACAGGUUCAUCCUCAAGAACAGUCGCUUUACAAAAACUACAGUCUUUUCCGUUUUAUUCCUAGAUACCUACCGGAGUUUUCUUGUAUUUUUAUCAACCAAAAUAUGUUCUGAUUUUCACUGAAAUGUAAAAAAAAAAUUCUAAGUACGUAAUUUUCUAAAGCACAAAAUUGAGAAAUUGGAAAGUGUGUCCAUGUAUAAUGGAUAUUUAUGGACAUGGUUGAACUCACUGCAUUCACUAAUCGACAUACAGCGCAGUCACGCGAAUGUGGACAUGGGUUUGGUUUGAAAUGACAAACCUUCUGUAAAUGUUUUCUUUGGUUCUUUUGGUUAUGAUAUGGCCCUGUAGAAACUCUCUGCAUUAGUCUUUAAAUAAAAACAAAAUAAAGAAAAAAAACGUGUUUGCUUUUUUAUUAAAAUUGGUUGUUUACUGUUUCUUAGUUCAUUUUUCAUGUUUUGCAGUAGUCCAAAAUUACUCCUCACUUACCAUAUACAUUCAGAGCAUCCUAAUUAUUCAGCACAAUGAGUUUAUGAGCACGUUUUACUAGAGAUCCACCGCUCUGACAUUAGUGGGACAUAUGCACUGAUGUAAUAAUAAUAUUUACCGAUCGUACUGAUGUUUGAUUUUUUUAUUUAUACAGAGCUGUUCUGCAGU